Messenger RNA from Nylanderia fulva, 2446 nucleotides. It is a transcript of the gene mtDNA-helicase, whose product is annotated as mitochondrial DNA helicase. The record is from RefSeq and is a predicted model, not a curated record. Lineage: Eukaryota; Metazoa; Arthropoda; Insecta; Hymenoptera; Formicidae. Gene Ontology annotation, molecular function: single-stranded DNA binding; ATP binding; 5'-3' DNA helicase activity. Gene Ontology annotation, biological process: mitochondrial DNA replication. Gene Ontology annotation, cellular component: mitochondrion.
AAGUGAAUCCUCCCUUCCCCUUCUAAAUGUAUGUACCACGUGCUUUAUACAUGCCGGUUUUAUUUACAAUCAACAGUAUAAUUAAUUAAUCGCUGUAUAGUGCGUAGUAUAUUAAUUCAAGACAUUCAAUUCAUUGUCAGUGAAAACAGUAGCUUUGAAAAAUUUGUAAAUAUUAUUCUUAUUAUACUUGAGAAUUGUAAAUGAGUGAUGCAAAACAGUAAACCGUUGCACGAAGUUUAGAUUAUCUACAUUAAUGAUUUGGAGUGUAAUAAUUGUAUAAUAGUAAUAUUUAUAGAAGUGUGUGUACACAGUUUAUAGUGUGUAUAGAAUUAAUAAAAUGCGACUAUAUGUUACCAAGAAAAAUUAUUUUAAUAUGGCUAGAUGAUAAUCAAAAAAGGAUUGCCAAUGAAGCCUCAAUUAUCAGACGAGAAAAAUAAUGUCUUUAAAAUCACUGAUGCGUUCAUUAAGUGUAGGAAGACGUGAUAAAUUUCGGAUAUUUUAUCAUCGUUUAUAUCAGACUGAUAGUAGUAGCAUAAUAAACGAAUCAGUACCUGGGGUGUCUAUAUCUCAAAUAAAACAGAUUCUGAAACAAAAACAGAUUAUCACUGUCGAAGGACAUGCAUGCAUAAGUAUAGAAUGUCCUAUAUGUGAUUUUGAAAAAUUAAAAAAGGCCAAGAUUUAUAUCAAUAAGACAACAGGGUACUUCGUGUGUGAUAAAUGUAGUUCUAAAGGCGAAUGGAAUAUAUUAGAGAAAUUUUUGUUAUUAACAAAAUCAAGCAAGACAAGUAAUACACAGAAAGAAUUGGAAACUUUAAGAAAUACUAUAAGAAUUCAAGAAGAUUAUGUUUCAAAAUGGGACGACAUAACAAAAUCUAAUCAACAAGUGGCAGAUUUAUCGCCAGAUUUGUACGAGCAAAUUCUACAUACAUUCUCACUCCCAAAAAUUUCACAACAAGACAUUGCACAGUUAAAUGGUGUAUAUUCAUCUACACCAUUAUUGUAUUUUCCAUUAAUUGCCUUUGGUAACAUUAUUGUUGGUUAUAAGACUCUUUCUAGUGAAUUAGGAUUAGAGCAAACCAUACCUAUUUGCAAUGUUGGUGGAUUUAUCAGUUACAAGCAAAAAAACACCAGAGCUGAUGGAACUGCUGUAGUUGUGCCGACAAUACAUGAUUUGUUGGCAUUAGCAUCUCAAAAGGCAGCAAAUACGAUUAUCUGUUUGCCAUAUAAUUUGCAGAACUUGCCACAGCAGCUAUUGCCAAGUCUAGAAAGUUAUAAGAAAUUAAUCUUGUGGUUUGGAAAUGAUGAACCUAGCUGGUAUACAGCCAGACAAUUUGCUAAGAAAUUAAAUGAAAAAAGGUGUUACUUUGUGAGACCAAUUGACACACAACCUAGACCAAAACUAGCUAUUGAUAAAGGCUAUGAUCUUAAAAGUAUUUUGACGAAUGCACAACCAAUAUGGCACAAAAGUAUUACUACGUUCGAUGAUCUCAGACAAGAUGUAUUAUGCGAUUUGCAAAAUAUAGAUAGAGUUCAGGGUGUAAAGUGGAAAAGAUAUCCUGCUCUAAAUCGAAUUUUAAAGGGACAUAGAAGAGGAGAAUUUACAAUUCUAACUGGACCUACAGUGUAUAUAUUUUUAGGUUGUGGAAAAACUACGUUUAUGAGCGAGUAUUCAUUAGAUUUAGCAAUGCAAGGAGUUAAUACAUUAUGGGGCAGUUUUGAAAUCAGGAAUGCUCGGCUAGCUAAAACUAUGUUACAACAAAUGGCAGAAGUAUCUUUAGAAGAUAAUUUGGACAAGUUUAACACGUAUGCAGAUGCUUUCAACAAGUUACCAAUUUAUUUUAUGACAUUUCAUGGUCAGCAGAACAUCAAAAUUGUUAUGGAUGCAGUUGAACAUGCAACAUAUGUGCAUGAUAUAGCUCAUGUAAUAAUUGAUAAUAUGCAGUUUAUGAUGGGUAUAUCGGAUGAAUCAAAACAUAUGGAUAGAUUUUGGAAACAGGACAAAAUCAUAGCAGAAUUUAGAAAUUUUGCUACAAAAUAUAACUGCCAUGUUACAUUAGUUAUACAUCCGAGAAAAGAACGAGAGGAAGAAUUGACAACUUUAUCUAUUUUUGGCAGUGCUAAAGCAAGUCAAGAAGCUGACAAUGUAUUGAUUAUACAAGAUAAAAGGCUUACUAGUUUACGAGGAAAAAAAUAUUUACAGGUUGCAAAGAAUCGAUACAGUGGAGAUUUAGGUGUAAUGGUUCUGGAAUUUGACAAAACCAAACUCAGUUAUGCACAAAAGAAGAAAACUAAAUCAGAGGAAGCAAAGGAAGGAAAAGAGAUUUUCCCUACAGAAAGCUAAAUACUGAUAAUAGUAAGGUAAUAGUUUAGUGCCAAAGCUGACAAUAAGAAUACACUACAAAAUAUAAUUUGUCAAUAGAUGUAUAAUUUAAUUGAAAUGUGUAUA